GACGAUGUGGGCUGGACCUCGGGCAGGAGCGGGAUUGGGUGCUUCUUGAACGACCAUAGCGAACCUGCAUACAAAUCCGAUGUCCGAAGCUCAAGUCUGGCUCGUGACGGGCGCCAACUCGGGGUUUGGGAAACUCAUGAUUGAGCUCGUCCUCCGCCGAGGCGGGAAAUGCGUGGCGACGUCUAUCGACCCUUCUGCGCUCAAGCCCCUCGAGGAGGCGUACCGCGGUUCCCUGCUCAACCUGUACCUGGACGUGAACAACGAGUCUGAGAUCCUGGCCGCCUUCUCUGAGGCGCGGGAAACGUUCGGCCGCGUGGACGUCGUGUUCAACAACGCUGGCCUCCUGUUGCGCGGUGUGGUGGAAAGCGUACCGGAAGCGACCGCAAGAAAGGUAUUCGACGUCAACUUCUGGGGUAGUACGAACGUGACCAAGGAGGCGGUGAGGUUCUUCAGGGAGGUGAACGGGCCGAAGAGAGGGGGGAAGAUGGUCGUCGUCAGUUCGAGUUCAGGGAUCGUGGCUGGCCCGCUGUUUGCGCAUUAUGCGGCUAGCAAGCAAGCGGUUGAGGCUGUAACCGUCGGCAUGUCGAAAGAGCUUAAACCAGAGUGGAACAUCCAGGCACUGUCCCUCUCCUCGCACAAGAACACGUGCUCAACCCUCUAGCUGUGCAUCACCGAGCCCGGAUGGUUCACCCCUCCCAUCCUAGAUCCCAACCCUAGCCUGCAGCUGUCCAUCCCCGCCGCAUACGCCGGUGGGCCCGCGACGGCAGCCGAGCACGCUGUGAUCCACCCUGGCCAGGCGGAGAAGGCCAUCGAGUUGAUAUAUGACGUUAUGCAGAGGGAGAAGAUCCCGCUGAGGCUGCCUAUUGGCGCGGGGGCGAUUGGCGCUGCUCGGAGGGUGGCGAGGGAGUGGAUUGAGCUUGCGGAUGAGUGGGAGGAGGAGUCCAGGGAUCCUGCGUUUGGGAAGUGAGACUGACUGGGAAGGAGUUCGUUGUGUUGUAUAGCCUGAAACGAGAGGAAAGAGCAUUCCAUGUAAUGUAAUUUGAAGACUC
Messenger RNA from Dacryopinax primogenitus, 1049 nucleotides. Its product is annotated as NADP-binding protein. Gene Ontology annotation, molecular function: oxidoreductase activity. The record is from RefSeq and is a predicted model, not a curated record. NCBI's taxonomy places the organism in Eukaryota, Fungi, Basidiomycota, Dacrymycetes, Dacrymycetales, Dacrymycetaceae. The coding region runs from base 80 to 661 and encodes 193 amino acids. The transcript has 5 exons.